UGUGUAUUUUGACUGCUAACCGCGCAUUUUUGUGUAAUUUUUGUAUAGUUUGAUUAUGAUCCUAGGGAUAUAAUUUUGUUAAUGCUCAGGUGUAAAGUGACUUGACUGUUGCUGAGCUUUUUUGUGUAAUUUUUUGUGUAGUUUGACUAUGAUCCCAGGGAUAUAAUUUUUGUAAAACUCAAGUGUAAAGUGACACAAUGCUAAUUACAUUUGAUGAUCAAUAUAUUAUGAAUGACUUCAAGUUGAUGUACAGUUAAUUAAAAUAGUCUAACAAAUUAUGAUGAAUUCAACAUUAAUCAUACAGAAUAAUCAUAAGUUCAAUAUUUUGAUUAAUUUAAUAACUCUAGUGAUGAACUUCUACAACACUUUUGGACUUUUCCACUCAAUCUAUCAACUGAUCAAAUUGGGUUUCCAAUGUUAUAAAUAAGUUGUGUAAAUGAUGACAUAGUCUAUUUAUACAUAAAAAGGUAAUUUUGGAAUUUUAUAAAAAAUUCAGUCAUGUCAUCCACUUUUUGUAGUAUAGAAACAGACUGCUAAGUAUGGGGGUGUAAGUGAAGAGACAAUACAAACAAGAUGGGGUGACAAUGAAGUUUUAGAAUUUACAGGGGUGUCUCCAAAGAUAUGGUUAAUUAUAGGGGGUGUGGAUGAAAUUUUUUCUAAAAAUAAUUUAAAUACAAUAAAUAUUAGAUAAUAUCUAAUUUUUCUACAUUAUUAAAUUUUUUUAUUUAUUCUACCAAUUAUUUAAAAAAAAUUCACGUGUAAUGCCGUGUUUAAGGAGCUUUGGGUCAUGCUUAUGCAAAAAUGCAUGAUUAAAAAAAGGUCAAAUGAUAUUAACGAUGACCAUGACAUGGCAUUAUGCAACUGGAAGUUCCACCACUGAGACAAUGGCUGCGGCACAGGUGAAGUAAACCCUAGCAAUGUAUAAAAUGAAACCCUAGGCUUCCAACACAACCUGUCUUUUCUCCCUCCCCCUCUUCUUCCUCUCGGCCGCUUCAGCCUCUCUCUCUCUCAUCUUCAGUCCCCGGUUGCACGCCCGUCUUUUCUGUGUCUCAAGCUGCUGUUGCGAUCUCGCGUCACUACUGCAAACCUGCGUCAUCCAUCGUCCAACUAGAAAUGGAAGAAGAAGGAUGUGGAGGUGUAGUGAGAGAACAUCAACCAAUAUUCAGAGACAUAAGGAGAUAUUACUGCCAGUACUGUGGCCUCUGUCGGUCCAAGAAGUCUGUCCUCACAUCUCACAUCCUCUCACUCCACCAGGACGCAAUAAAUGGGCAAUUGGCUGAAGGAGAUGCGGAAAAGGAGGGGAAGAAAUUGAAUACUUGUGGAGAAUGUGGUGCAAGUUUCCAAAAGCCUGCUCAUUUGAAGCAGCAUAUGCAAAGUCAUUCACUAGAGAGGCCAUUUACUUGUCCAGUAGAUGACUGUCAUUCCAGCUACCGAAGGAAGGACCACCUGACUCGUCACCUUCUUCAACACCAAGGGAAGCUUUUUAAAUGUCCUAUUCAGAACUGUAAUCGAAGAUUUGCUUUCCAAGGUAAUAUGAAGAGGCAUGAGAAGGAAUUUCACAGUGAGGAAUCUGUGUCCAGUGAUGUGGAGGAAGCUCGGAAGCAGUAUGUCUGCCCAGAAAUUGGGUGCGGAAAGGUGUUCAAAUAUUUAUCCAAAUUGAGGAAACACGAAGAUUCUCAUGUUAAAUUGGAUGCAGUGGAGACCUUUUGUUCUGAACCAGGCUGUAUGAAAUAUUUCACAAAUGAACAAUGCCUCAAGGCACAUCUGCAGUCUAGCCAUCAGCAUAUUACCUGUGAGAUAUGCGGGACCAAGCAAUUGAAAAAGAACAUUAAGCGGCAUCUGCGUAAGCAUGAAGCACAGGGUUCAUCAAAGAGAAUAAAAUGUAGCUUCAAGGGUUGCUUGCACACAUUUUCUACUAGAUCCAAUCUCAAUCAGCAUGUGAAAGCUGUGCACUUUGAACUAAAACCAUUUGCCUGUAGCAUUCCUGGGUGUGGCUUGAAAUUCCCAUUCAAACACGUGAGAGAUAACCAUGAGAAAUCUGGGUGCCAUGUUUAUACUCAUGGAGAUUUUGAGGAGUCUGAUGUGCUUUUUCGGUCGAGGCCAAGGGGUGGCCGGAAAAGGAAGUGCCCAGCUAUAGAGACACUCACGCGGAAAAGGAUUAUUCCACCAAUGGAAUCAGAUUCUCUUAUUAAUAGAGGACCGGAGUAUUUCUUGUAGUUGCUCUCAGCAGAAAGGUGAGGACCAGCUUUUCUGUUGUGCUCUGUAGAACUGUCGAGCACAAUGUAGAUUGAUGAUGCAUUACAAUAUUGUUGGUAAUGUACUCCCAUUGUUUAUAGGUUAGCUGCAUAGCAUUUAAGGGUUAUGUAUAUUGUAGGUUAGGUCUGCUCAUGCAAUUUCAGCAAAACAUUGUAUCUCAAAAAUAUGCCAUGGUUGAUGUAAGGUCAUAUUUUAAUGAUGUUAUUGAACAUGGGUGACAGUCUGCACUUUGUUUUAUCGAUUGUGUCCGGUCUAUUCUUUUGCAAUGCUCAUG
Messenger RNA from Ilex paraguariensis (yerba mate), 2530 nucleotides. The record is from the annotation of a GenBank genome assembly. Lineage: Eukaryota; Viridiplantae; Streptophyta; Magnoliopsida; Aquifoliales; Aquifoliaceae.